This is a messenger RNA of Pterocles gutturalis (yellow-throated sandgrouse), 1080 nucleotides long. It is a transcript of the gene HOMER3, whose product is annotated as homer homolog 3 (Drosophila). The transcript has 9 exons. Gene Ontology annotation, biological process: regulation of store-operated calcium entry; G protein-coupled glutamate receptor signaling pathway. Lineage: Eukaryota; Metazoa; Chordata; Aves; Pterocliformes; Pteroclidae. Bases 1 to 1080 code for a protein of 359 amino acids. Gene Ontology annotation, cellular component: dendrite; cytoplasm; postsynaptic density. Gene Ontology annotation, molecular function: G protein-coupled glutamate receptor binding. The record is from RefSeq and is a predicted model, not a curated record.
AUGUCAACAACUAGGGAGCAGCCCAUCUUCAGCACCAGGGCCCAUGUUUUCCAGAUUGACCCUGCCACCAAACGGAACUGGAUCCCGGCCAGCAAGCACGCGUUGACUGUCUCCUAUUUCUACGAUGCCACGCGCAAUGUGUACCGGAUCAUCAGCGUGGGGGGCACCAAGGCAAUCAUCAACAGCACUAUCACCCCCAACAUGACCUUCACAAAGACAUCCCAGAAAUUUGGACAAUGGGCGGACAGCCGAGCCAACACAGUGUACGGGCUGGGUUUUGCUUCGGAGCAGCAUCUCUCCCAGUUUGCAGAGAAGUUCCAGGAAGUGAAGGAAGCAGCGCGUUUGGCCAGGGAGAAGUCCCAGGAUAAAACAGAGCUGACCAACCCUGCCCUGAACAUCACGUCUCACCAGGUGCUGCCCAGCCCCAUCAUCAGCUCCAAUGGGCCAGGAGAAGACAAGCUGUUCCGGAGCCAGAGCGCCGAUGUCGAGAUAACAACAGAGAAGGAGCGGCUGAAGAAGAUGCUUUCAGAAGGAUCGGUGAGUGAGGUCCAGUGGGAAGCCGAAUUCUUCAGCCUCCAGGACAACAACAAUAAGCUCGUGGCUGCUCUCCAUGAAGCCAACGCCAACGUGGACCAGUGGAAGAAGCAGCUGGCCGCUUACCAGGAGGAGACGGAAACGCUGCGGCAGCGGGUAGCAGAGCUGGAGUCGCAGGGGGCUCACGAUUCCUCCAGUGAGAACAACAAGGAAGAGCUGAGCCAGACCCUGGAGGAGCUGGAACUCCUGAUCAAGGCUAAAGACGAGGAGAUUCAGAUGCUAAAGAGCCAGAAGUGCAGCCGAUGGGAAGCAGAGGGUGAGCGCGAGGAGACGCUGCAGAAGCUGCAGGGGAGGAUGGAGCUGGAGGCACGCAACGCUGAACUGGAGCGACGCCUUCACCUUGCCGAGCAGACGCUGGCAGAUACCCUGGCCGAGAGGGAGAAGAUCCAGAACGAGGUCACCAAGGUGGCAGAGAUAAUGGAUGUGAAGAUAUUUGAGCUCAGUGAGAUCCGUCAGGGACUAGCCAAGCUGGUAGAGAGCAACUGA